Messenger RNA from Anguilla rostrata (American eel), 8679 nucleotides. RefSeq names its product AT-rich interactive domain-containing protein 4B-like. Gene Ontology annotation, molecular function: transcription cis-regulatory region binding. The transcript has 23 exons. Gene Ontology annotation, biological process: regulation of transcription by RNA polymerase II. NCBI's taxonomy places the organism in Eukaryota, Metazoa, Chordata, Actinopteri, Anguilliformes, Anguillidae. The record is from RefSeq and is a predicted model, not a curated record. Gene Ontology annotation, cellular component: nucleus. Bases 1764 to 5921 code for a protein of 1385 amino acids.
AGCUUCAGCGAUACAGAACAGCCCCCGUCUCAAAAUGAUGUGGAUAAAUCCACAGGCAGCGCAGUACUUAAAACCAUGACAUCAUCCCUUAGCUAAGAGUUUAUCAACCGCGGUCUUGGGAGAGACAGCCUGUGUGUUGCCGGGGCUUUCGUACCAGCUUUUUUUCUCAACUAGGCAGACGAAACUCAGCAAUUACAACAUUGACCAUGUAUAUCACUAUACAUGUAUCUUUUUUAUGAUUUGUUACAGAAAUGUUUGUUUAAUUGCGCAAGUUGCUAUUUUGAGACAAAGCACAAUUCUGGAAAUAGACGAGUAUUAGUUCAAUGUUGAAUUCUGGGCAAUGUUGAAUAAACAUCUCCAACGCCAAUUCCCCCCCCCCCCCACAAGCAGUUAAUUUAUUGAAUCCGAAAAGUGCGGUCGUUAAAGGUCGAAGACCCAACAGGGGAGAAAUUUGGUUAUUAAUAGCGGAGUCAAACCUAACAAGCCAGUUAGUAACCAAUUAGUGCGAUAACCUUAGAUAAUUGUGAGAUGGCUACUGCGCUGCUAAGAAAACCACGAUGCAUAAUGCGAUCCCCAGAUGAAGCACACCUCAGGACAAAGCUAGCUAGCGAUUUAAAGCCAUCCAAAAAAGCUAGCUAGUUAGCCGACUGGUGAAAUACGCAGUAUAGCUACCAAUGCAGACUCUUCUUGACACGUCAAUCAUUUAACAUCAGAUGUGCUCAUGAGAUCCAUAGCGUGAUAUAUAAAUAGCAUAGCUAGUUGUCUAACAAGCAAUUUUUUUUUUUGCAACGAAGACAACUAACCCUCACUAGAUCACUAGCAAGAACUGGCGUGACGGUCAUAAUAACAUUAUUAAAUGGCCGACUCGACUGCUCUGAGCUCCACCCACCUUGUUGAUCAGCAAUCCGAGAGACUUCCGCUUUUGACAUUUUUAUUAUUAUUUUGCGGUAGACGGUCACGUAAACACCCAAAUAUUUUUUAUUCAUCCAAAAAUAUUUACUAAACAAUCAGCACCACCACCACCUCUGCGCCACCACGUUAAGUUAAAUAAUCGCUGAUUUCCAUUUUGUGGAAUUAGAACUGAGCACAGUAACCCAUAGCUUACUGGUACUACACACCACCUUCGCCCGCAUUCACAGUGUAUUCAGUGAGCGCAGCUUUAACUUACGCCAUCGCGUUUCCAGGGAGCAGGCGCGUUGACAGAGGGGAGGAUGAAGAUCAUCUUUUUUUUUUGUUUUUUAACGUGCCUGUGUACGGUAACAUUAUCUGGGAGUUGCAGUCCUAGACAACGAUCAGUUCACCUACUCGAAAUAAUCUGACGUUCAGCGAUGUCGAUCGCUUCUUUCAAGAGGACAAGACCCAUCUCCCAUUUAACCAGUGCAAUAACAUUCCCAUUAGAAAAUAACGUCAUUUUCUACUGCUUGUAAUAGAAAGCAAAGGGCGGUGAUUAACCGCCGCCAGCCAAUGGGUGAACGCGGGGAGGACUGUGUGGGCGGGUUUAUGUCGCCGUCAGUCAGUUUCAGAAAAAGAGGACCACAGAGGCAGAAAAAGAGUCCGGGAGAAGGACCAACCCCACCGGAUUCGCAUCCUGACAACAGCUCGGAGGUUUGCGCAAAAACGCCAAUGCCGCACUUGGACUUUAUGGAGGAUUAAAUUAUUCCAUCGACUCGAAAAAGAGAGACAGAUUCUACAAUUUGACCGGUUAGCUCAAGCUUUGGGCUCGACACUUCGGUCCGGCGCCAGGAGGAGAGUCUUGAUCGAAAAUGAAGAGCCUGGAGGAGCCCCCUUACCUGACCGUGGGCACGGACGUGAGCGCCAAGUACCGGGGAGCCUUCUGCGAAGCCAAGAUCAAAACCGCCAAGAGACUGGUCAAAGCCAAGGUGACGUUUAAGCAGGACUCGUCCACGGGGGAGGUGCACGACGAACACAUCCGCGGGCCUUUGAAGGUUGGUGCUACUGUGGAAGUUCGAAAACAGGAUGGAAUGUACCAAGAAGCUACAAUCAACAAAUUAACAGACGCCAGCCUGUAUACAGUUGUGUUUGAUGAUGGAGAUGAGAAGACCCUCAGACGUUCUUCUCUGUGCCUGAAAGGAGCUCGGCACUUUGCAGAGAGCGAGACGCUAGACCAACUCCCCCUGACCAACCCUGAGCACUUUGGCACGCCAGUCAUCGGCAAGAAGGGCAACCGCGGAAGACGGUCCAAUCCAAUCCAAGAAGAGGACUCGUCUUCGUCCUCCAGCGAGGAAGAGGAGGGUGACCAGCGGCCGAACGACGAGCUGCUGGGCAAGGUGGUGUGCGUGGACUGCGUCUCCAGCGGCGACAAGAAGACGAGCCCGUGGUACCCAGCAAUGGUUAUUUCGCCGGACUGCAGGGACGAGUCUCAGAUGAAGAAGGACAGCGUGCUCGUCCGCUCCUUCCAGGACGGGAAAAUCUACACGGUGUUGCGGAAGGACAUUCGGGAGAUGGACGCUGACGUCGGCCUGAAACCAGACCCGGGGCUGAAACCAGCCAUCGACAGCGCCCUGGACUUCCUGCGGAGAGGGGCGGUGCCCAGCGUCUGGAGAACAGAGCUGAAAGAGGACACCUCCAGCAGUGAGGAAGAGGAUGAUGGCGAGGAAGAGGAGCAGGAGGAGGAUGCCAGCAGUGAAGAAGAGGAAGAGGAGGAAGUGGAGCCUUUUCCAGAAGAGAGGGAGAACUUCCUGCAGCAGCUGUACAAGUUCAUGGAGGACAGAGGCACUCCCAUUAACAAGAGGCCAGUGUUGGGCUACAGGAACCUCAACCUCUUUAAGCUGUACAGGCUGGUGAAUAAGCUGGGAGGCUUCGAUAAUAUUGACAGCGGCUCUGUGUGGAAGCAGGUGUACCAGGACCUGGGGAUCCCCGUGCUCAACUCAGCUGCUGGAUACAACGUCAAGUGUGCCUACAGAAAAUAUCUCUACGGCUUCGAGGAGUACUGCACCUCGGCCGGGAUACGCUUCCGGAUGGACCUCCCUCACAAGCUGGCGGAGAAGCCGGGCCCCAGGCUGCAGAAGAAGGUGGAGACGGAGCCCGGGGCCCCUGGCCCUCGAACCCGAGUCCAGCAGAGCCCUCACACAGAGAGCAAAGCCCCGGACACUGAGCCCAGCGUCUGCAAGGCAAGCAUCUCUCUCUCUCUCUAUGUAUCUUUCUAUCGCUCUCUCUCUCUCCCUCUGUCGCUUUGUCUAGCCUUCUCUCUCCCUCACUCUCUCCCCCUCUCUCAUCUGAUUUUCUCUCUUAUUCUUUCCCUCUUUCUUUUCUCACUUUGCGUUUUUUUUUCUCACUUUCACUUGCACAUUCUCUCCCACUAUUUCCUCCUUCCCUUUUUCACACCCUGGCUCUUUGCUCUUGACUGUACUGAGCAGUCGUUUUGUGGGAAACGGGAUCUGCCGGAAACAGGAAGUGAUAUAAUGAAUCCUUUUCUCCUCCCGGCGCAGGAGGAGAGGGCCUGUGACCCCGGCGGCCCCGGAAACGCCGAACCCGAGGCCGCCGCGCCGAAGAGAGAGGACGCCGAAGACGAGGAAGAGGACGAUUGCAAGCGGGAGGAGGAAGACGGGGGCGGGCCUCCGGGCCCCUGGCAGGACGACGUGAAGCCGGACGGUUUCGACGACCUCGAGGACAGGGAGAAAUCGGGGGAUGCCAGCAGUGAGGAGGGGGAAGGGGAGGAGUUUGAGUGUUACCCCCCUGGCAUGAAGGUGCAGGUGAGGUACGGGCGAGGCCGCAAUCAGAAGACGUACGAGGCCACUGUGAAAGAGUCAGACCUGGAGGGGGGAGAAGUGCUGUACCUGGUGCAUUACUGUGGCUGGAACAUCAGGUACGACGAGUGGAUCAAAGCGGACAAGAUCAUUCGGCCGGCCAAUAAGAACGCUCAGAAAGUCAAACACCGCAAGAAAAUAAAGAACAAAGCGGAACGAGAGAAAGAACUGCUGGAGAGGUUGGGGGAGAGCGGGGACCUCUCCCCCGGUAGGAACCACCGCCUGCACCGACCCCCCCGGUCCGGGGGCCCCCACGACCCCUUCUCCCGGCUGGACGGCAAAGGGCCCGAGUCUUCGCCCGUCAAGGCCCUGGAGGCGGCGUCGGCGCUCAACGGCCUUCGAGGUUCUGAGAGCUCAUCGGAUGAGGACACCGACAGAGAGGAGGAGGAUGAGGAUGGUGACAAUGAGGAAGACGAGCGAGUGCCGGGUGGGCUGGGCAGCCCUGCUGAGGACUCUCGUGCCACAGAGCGCAGGGAGGGUGGCCCGCCACCAGAGGGCGGCAGAGCGGCUGCGGCAGCAGGGGAGGGAGCCCGUAACGCGGACGUCCAGGACUGCAGCAAGCGCAGGCCCGAGCCCGAGGGCGAGAGGGGCGCCAGGAGGAGGAGAGCGGAGGGCACGUCCAAAACCAGAGCCAGAAGAGGAGACUGGCUGCCGAGCGGCUCCCCCAAGAGGCCGGAGGACCGAGGCGCGGGCUCCAGGGAAGAGGCCAGGCUGAUGUCCAGCAGCAGCAGCUCGGACGACGAGGAGGAAGGGGGAGGCGCCUGUCGGGAGCCACGCCCAGAGGAGGGGCCACGGCAGCGCGGCAGGUCCAAAGCCACGCCCUCCAGGAAGUACAACGGGCUGAAGGAUAAGACAAAAGGCGGGCGGCCCUCGACAUUCUGGGAGGUUCCGGAAAAGAGGCCCAAGCUGGCCCUGGGGUGUGAGGAGAGGCUGCCGGGGAGAACCAAGGGGCAGAAGGACAUGUGGUGCAGCAUCCAGCCCCAGUGGCCCAAGAAGACCCUGAAGGAGCUGUUCUCCGACUCGGACACGGAGGCCGCGAACUCGCCCCCGCCCCCUCCCGUCCCGCCCUCCGAGGACCCCCGGGAGGACCCCGGCGCCGCGGCGACGGCGGACGAGGACAGAGAGGCGUCCGAGGGGAAGGCGGAGCCGGAGAAGACUCGGGAGUUCCUGAGCAGCGGCAGCAACUCUGUGCUGAACACCCCGCCCACCACGCCCGAUUCGCCCUCGCAGGCCCCGCCCACCGCGGUGGAGGCGGAGUCUGCCCCGCCCCCGCCGCCGCCCGACCCGGCCCCGCCCGCCUCCCCGCCGCCCUCGGGCCCCCCCCCCGGGCGGGCGGAGAGCGUGGGCGGGCGCAGCGAGACGGACAGCAGCACGGUGGAGGUGGAGAGUUUGGGCGGGGAGCUGCAGGAGCUCCACCCCCCCGAGGACAGGCCCGGCUCGCCCCCGCUGGCCUUCGACGGCGGCUUCUCCUCCAAUAGCAACAGCAACUGCAGCCUGGCGCUCAGCGGCAGCAGCCAACCGGACAGCGAGCAGAGGGACAAAGCGGUGGCGAGCCAGAAGAGGCAGCGGGAUCCGCCACAGGUCGCCAGCGCCCCCAAGAAACAAAAGCGAAGCCACAAGAACGGCGGAACCCAUCCGAAAAAGAGGAAAACAGCACACAGCAGUGACAGCGAGGACCAGGCCAUCAGCGAGAGCGCCGGCAAGUCUCCCUCCUCCAAGACCAGCAUGGCCGCCCUCAAGCCCGCGGGGAGGUCGCCCCCUUCUGGCCACCACAAGUACCACAAGUCCGGAGACUCCGAGCACCACGCCCACCACAGGGAGAGCCACGCCCGCUCGCCCCGGGUCUACAAGUGGAGCUUCCAGAUGUCGGACCUGGAGAAGAUGAGCAGCCUGGAGAGGAUCUCCUUCCUCCAGGAGAAGCUGCAGGACAUUCGCAAUCACUACCUCUCCCUGAAGUCCGAGGUGGCCUCCAUCGACCGCAGGAGAAAACGCAUGAAGAAGAAGGAGCGAGAAAGUGUAGCGGCUGCUUCCUCUUCCUCCUCCUCCUCCUCCUCUCCGUCCUCCAGCUCCUUAACGGCGGCCGUCAUGUUGACUCUGGCCGACCCCGUAUCGGGGACCACGCAGAACUCUGGGGUGUCGGUGGAGUGCAGGUGACAGGACCCCCGGGGUACCCCCAGCACCCCCUGUGCCCCCCCCAACCCCAAACCCCAAACGACUGACCACACAGACUACUGAGGCACAAAACAAGCUCAACAGAACAAGGAGCACCUUUUCCUAUUGACCGCUGUUCUCUUGGCAAGCUAACUCUGCACUUAAGUGCACUUUUAUGAAGGAGGUGAGGUGGGGGGGAUGGUGGGGGGGGUGGCAAACAAAAAAAAAGUACAACAGACUUGGUAUUUUGUUGGUGUUAAAAGAUUUUUUUUUUUUUUUAAAGGUUGUUUUCUUCAAGCAAUAAUUGUUUUCAUGUUUCAAUUUGCUUUUGUGUGUGUGUGCAUUUUUGUCUGCGCAUGUGUAUGCAUGCGUGUGUUUUUAUGUGUGUGAGUGUGUGUGUGUGUGUCCGCGUGUGCGUGCGUGCGUGUGUGUGUGUGUGUGUGCGCACAUGCGUAUGGUAAUGGGGGGGGGGGUGUAUUUGAAUGGUCUUUCACAGAAGAGCUUUCCCAGUAGCUGACUGUAGCCCUGCAAUUAAAAAAAAAAAAAAAAAAAAAAAUGUUUCAGUUUAUUUGGCCAUCACAAGACAGUAACCACACUUUUCAAGGAACUAAAAUAGACACGUCAUUCUCUCACAUGGUCCCAUUAAAGUUCUCUUCUCCUCUUUCUGUCUCUCCGCUUCUCUCUCUCUCCGUCUCCCCGUCUCCCCUCCAUGACCUCCUUCCUUUCAAAGUGGUGCUCACAGAGACUGAAUGGUCUGUCGGAAACUCUCCCCUUUGCAGUACAGUACGGCCGGUCGCUUUGUGUCUCACAGACCCGAGCACGCUAGCAGGGGUAUCUGAGAGCUCCUAAUUGCUGGGAGACCCCAGUGCAGGAGCGCUCUGCACUGCUGAACCUUCCCUGAGAGCCCCCCCCCCCCCCCCCGAAUCAGCCGCAGGCCUCCGGAGACGGUUGUUUAGACGCCAGCCCGGCCGAAAAAGCCCCUCUGCGUCUGGGAGUGUGGAGUUUAAUUACCUCCGUUCCCAGAAUUCGACGUUUUCUUUUUGUUUUGAAGUGACUGAAAACGAGAGGAUGGCGGGUAGGGGUGGGGGUGGGGGGGGCAUGCCAGAGUGUGUCAGAAAGCGCAUCAGUAGAGCUUAUUGAACAGACAUCUGCUGGAAUUCAUAGAGCACAACGCAGGUGAUGGAUACGUGAAUAUCCAUUUAAUUUCCAUGGUAAAAGCAAAAGAUACAACGUAUGGAGGGGGAAACCAUAACCUGCCAGUCAACUGACUAUUAUUAUUAUUAUUAUUAUUGGUGCUUUAUCCCUUUGAAGAGUAGGUUUUUUGAAAUGUGUUGUCAUAAUUCUCAGUCGGUGUUCUAGAACUCCACUGAUUUCAGUUAACCAGCAGUGAUUGUUACAUCAGAAUUAGAAUGUUUGGUUAAUGUUGAGCUGUCCAGGGACAGGAAACAGGAAGAAGGACAAUUACAGUUACUGAUUUGCAUAUUUCCACAAUGAGAUAUGAGCUGAAAUCUUUAGGCUGUCGCUGCAGUUGUAUGGGUCAAGUUUGACUGGGCUUGAUUUGUGGAGUGGGAAGGUUGGGGCGGAGGUGGUAUUACAUUGUUCAUUCUAAGACAAAAGAUUAUUCUGUUUUCAAACUUUAGCAUUACUUGCUUGUACAAAACACCUGUUUUUUGAGUGACAUUCCAGAACAUUUUUGCAGCUUGAUGUUCUCAUUUGCUGAGAGCAUGUGUUCUGUCAUACUUAGCCUAGUGGCGCCACCUUCUGUCCUUUAAGCUGUACUGCAGUCUCCUGAAACAUCCCCCUUGCUCCGGUUCUCUCUCACUCUCAUUUUCUCGCUCUCCCUCCCUCCCUCCCUCAAUCAAUCCACCAAUCCACUCCCCUCCUCUCUCUCUCUGUUUAUUUGAAUCAUAUUUCAAUACUCAUUAAAAAAUAAAAAAUAAACUUUUUUUCCAAGGCACAGUUAUACUGGAAUUAGUCUCACCUCUGGAAUGACCUCCCCCUCCCCCCCAUUCCUUUCUUUAACAACAAAAAAAACAAGUUCUAAAUUCAGUAUAUAUCACCUGCCAGUUAAAAACAGUGACAUUAUGCUAAAGGACCAUUCAGGAAGUGGAGAGAAACGGUGCCGUGCUCAGUUCUGUAGAGGUCUCCAGUCCCUUUCUUCUUGUACAACACUUCCAGCUCUGUCAUAAGGAAGGUGUGUUCUUUGACACUUGCGUAAAAAAUUGUAUGCCUUUGUAAUACAUUUGUAUAUGGAGAAGUGUGUUUCAAGUCAAGCUAUUUAAUAUCUUGCACUGUUAAUACUAUGUACUUUUCUGUACAUACUGUAACUGUUUUAAGUGUAGUUUUCUGUGUACUCCCUCAGAGGGCAAAAGCAUGUCUAUUUUUCUUUUGUGUUCAUUUCUUAUGUGGUGUGGGAGUUUCAUCCGGUGUCAAGUUUGUUUUUCAUAUUUUUGUAGAAAUGUCCACUUUGUGUUUUUUGUUUUUGUUUUCUCAUUAGCUUGUGCUCGUAUGAGACGCUUUGUUUUUUUUGUUGUUGUUGUUUUUUAAAGGUGGGUUCAACAAAGUAUUUUGCAACUUGUACAUGGGCUGUAAAGUUUUAUGAAUCUUUACAAAAAAUGUCUGGGGACUGAGAGAGAGGCACAAAGCUCAUAAGGAAGCUCUAAAGUAUUUAUUAGAUUCUGCUCAUGGAUCUUGUGUAAUUUAUUGUACAAAUGUAAGCAAGAACAGAUGCCUCUGUUGAAAAUAAAUGCCAUAGUUUGAA